Messenger RNA from Triticum urartu, 1063 nucleotides. NCBI's taxonomy places the organism in Eukaryota, Viridiplantae, Streptophyta, Magnoliopsida, Poales, Poaceae. The record is from RefSeq and is a predicted model, not a curated record.
CUCCAUUAUCCACUCGACCCACUCCUCCUCUCUGCUUCCGGCAUCCCCUUCUCCUCCAUCAACGGUGACGACCUCCCUGGCGAACCACUCCUCCAUCGACAGCGAUGGCCUCCUAAGAUAGAGUAGUAGAUCAAGAGGAGGCACCGUCCACGACACCGACAAGGCCAACAAGCUCAAGCAGUCGCCGUCCCCCCAGAGAAGUGAGAUGGCUGGCUUGGAAGGUUUUGAGUUCUUCAAGAUCGUAAUUGAGAAAUCUUGCAGUAGCCAGAGGCUGCCUGACAAGUUUGCGAAGAUGCUCGCCGGCCGUGAGCCCCACAAAGUGAAGCUGCGGGAGGCCGGCAGCGGGCUUCACAGGCUGUGGGAAGUGUUGGUGGUGUUUGAUGGUGAAGGCCACAUGUACCUAGGGCCCGGCUGGGAGCAUUUCGCCCGCGCCCAUGAGCUACAGCUCGGGUACUUCCUUGUCUUCCGCUACGACGGCGACGCCAUGUUCACCAUGAAGAUGUUCGACAACACCAUGUGCCGCAUGUACUACCAGCACGACGACGAUGCCAGCAAUGGGAGCAGCAGCAGGGAUGACGAGGAGCAGAGCAGGGAUCACGAUGAGGAGCGGAGCGGGGAUGACGAGCAGAGCGGGGAUGACGAGGAGCAGCCUAUUCUGGCUGAUGACGAACAUGCUAUGGUGGUGGCUGACGAUGACCCUGCUAUGGUGGUGGCGGAUGACGACCUUGCUAUGGUGGUGGCGGACGACGACCUCGCUAUGGUGGUGGCGGACGACGACCUCGCGAUGGUGGUGGCGGACAGCGAAGAGCCUCUCACCGAGUACGAGAAGGUUAGGGCUAGAAAUAUCAUGAGGAACAAUCGGAUGUUCCAGUCCCUUGGCAUCGGUGCAAUAGCGUCGAUGAUUAGGAAAACUAAUGGUGUACAAGAAGGUAGAAGUGAUGAGUUUCAAGAGGGUAGUGGAGUUAUCAAUGAUGACCCAGAGUACAAUCCUAAGGAGGAUGAAGUUAUUGAUGGAGAGGAAGUGGAUGAUGUUGUAGUCAACAAGAUUGUUAAGGCAAGUUGA